Messenger RNA from Orbilia oligospora ATCC 24927, 636 nucleotides. RefSeq lists its product as uncharacterized. Gene Ontology annotation, molecular function: double-stranded DNA binding. The record is from RefSeq and is a predicted model, not a curated record. Gene Ontology annotation, biological process: reciprocal meiotic recombination. The transcript has 4 exons. The coding region runs from base 1 to 636 and encodes 211 amino acids. NCBI's taxonomy places the organism in Eukaryota, Fungi, Ascomycota, Orbiliomycetes, Orbiliales, Orbiliaceae.
AUGCCAAAAUUCAACCCCUCAGCCGCUAAACUUAUCGCCGUCGAAUCGUACUUCACAACCCAUCAACCCAUAACCGCCCAUUCCAUCAAAGAUCUCGAAAAAUCUCUCCCCACGGCUACAGGAAUCUCUGCUAUGCAAGUAAAAGACUAUUUGACCGCUUUAGUCGACGAAAACAAGAUUCGGGUUGAGAAGAUCGGUAGUGGGAAUUGGUAUUGGUGUUUCAAGGGGGAUGAGAAGAAACAGAUGGAGAAUGAAGUUAAGGGGUGGGAGAAGGAGGUCAAGGGGCUCGAAGGGAGGGUGAAGGAAGUAAAGCAGGAAAUCGAGAUCGAAGGAGAGAAGAAUAUUGGUGAUAGUGAGGAUAAAGUCAAACGAGCAACAAAAAUGAAAACCCUUCAAUUUCUAUCUAAAGAAAAGGCGGAACUAGAAAAGGAACUAGCUCUUUACGCCGAAAAUGAUCCUGUUCAGAUCGACCGUCUCAAAGAGUUAUUGCUUCUGUUGAAGACCGCAGCUAACGAACAUACCAACAACAUCUAUGCCAUAGAUAGCUAUCUCAAGAGUGCCGGAAUGGUAUCCUGUGACAUAACAUCAUUCAAGACUAGCUUGGGAAUCCCAGAGGAAAUCGAGGAGAUUGAGUAG